AAGAAGAAGAAGAAGAAGAAGAAGAAGAAGAAGAAGAAGAAGAAGAAGAAAAAGAAGAAGAAGAAGAAGAAGAAGAAGAAGAAGAAAAAAAAAAGAAAGAAAAAAGGGGAGAAACUUCACCAGCACACGAAAAUUCAAUUACAUCAAGAGGAACAUUUACCACAGAAAGGAAUCAAAAUGAAUAAUUAAGCCCAAGAAAACGAACAAUAAUAAUAAUAAUAAUAAUAAUAAUAAUGAAGCUAAUUAUUACAAAAAACAGUGGCGAGUGAGAAAGAAAAUAAGAAUAACAACUAUCAACAAAAAACGUGUGAACGGAACUUGAAGAAAAAAUACAACUCUACACAUUCUUCCAUCCACGUUUGAAUACCGGGACAUGUGGGCGGUUCGUGCUACAUGGGCGUUUACUCUCGUCACGGCAGGUGCUGCGAUGGGUGUGGUUACCGUUCCUCGUCUGCCUCCGCCACGCCCACCACAGGGCGCGCGGGCUGGGGAUGUGGAGGCGCGCCUGGACGGCAGCAGCAGCCGGCCGGUGGCGCCCAUCGAGCCACUGAUGGACCUGGGCGGCGGGGGCUUAGCGCCCCCCGGCCCCCUGCAGCCUGUGUUUGACGAGGCAGCGCCCCGCAGCGUGUCCAGCCUGACGGGAGGCACCGCCUACCUGCACUGCGUGGUGCACCAUCUGGGCGGCGGCAGCGUGUCGUGGAUCAGGCGGCGGGACCUGCACAUCCUGACGGUGGGCACGUACACGUACACUACGGACCAGCGCUUCGAGGUGGUGCACGCCGCGGCCUCCCGGGACUGGAUCCUCAAGCUUCGCUACGCACAAGAGAGAGACUCGGGCCUGUACGACUGCCAGGUGUCCCGCCGACCAGUGCUCACCUACAGUGUCCGUCUCAGCGUAUACGCCCCCCGCGCCAGCAUCGUGGGCGCUCCGGACAUGCACGUGGACAGAGGCUCUACCAUCAACCUCACCUGUACCGUCAGCCACACACCGGAGCCUCCCGCCUACAUCUUCUGGUAUCACAACGGCCAGGUGGUGAACUACGAGUCCCCGCGGGGCGGCGUGACGGUGGUGACGGAGAAAGGCAACGUCACGCGGGGCUUCCUGCUGAUCCAGGACGCGCGGCCCUCAGACUCCGGCAACUACACGUGCGCGCCCUCCAACACAGCGCCCUCAUGGCUGCGCGUGCAUGUGCUCAAAGGUGAGACUCCAGCGGCAAUGCAGACAAACGGAGGAGGUCGAAUGGCGGAGACCUCUCUGGGAUUCUUAAGGGUAAGCAUUCCUCUUCUGGCGACGGUUAACCUUAUACUGACGGCAGCGCUGACGGGGGAAGGAGCUGGUGGUCUAUCCCGGGGCAUUGGUACGUGAACACCUCGUCUAAACACCUCGUCUCGUAUCCUUGUGACUGGAUGUGUGGGUACGUGAAUAGGUGGUGACUUAAGCCUGUAUUCACAAACGUCUUGCCCUCUCACUAUAAUUCUCCAAAGCCACAGAGACAUCUAGCCGGGUUUUCAAGGCAGCUUCUCCUUUAAUUAAACUGGAAAUCUUGCCAAUCCAUCUUAACCAUAAAAAUACCCUUAAAAAACACGAGGAAAGCAGUGAUGGUGAGAGAGCGAAGCGUUUAACAAUACGGACCUUACAGUGAGACCCUAAUGAUGGUGGAAUAAUAGAUGGAUAAGUGAAAGGGACGAAAACAAAGGAAUAACGCUGAGAACACGUGACAGGAGGAAGGAAAGGUAAUACGUGGCCAACUCUAAAGUGAAAGGAAAGGUGAGAAAGACAUGGAUUUCUGUGACUAAAGUUUUUUGUGCUGCGAAUCAGUGAAGGAAACAAAAGACUGUGUACCAGGAAAAAUAUGAAGGAGGAGGAAGGUGAGUGUGAGAAAAAAAAUAAAGGUAUCAGUUUCCAAGAGUACGCGGCAACAAAAGCGAAAGAAAGGGAACAUACGAAACGUGUGUGUGUGUGUGUGUGUGUGUGUGUGUGUGUGUGUGUGUGUGUGUGUGUGUGUGUGUGUGUGUGUGUGUGUGUGUGUGUGUGUGUGUGUGUGUGUGUGUGUGUGUGUCUGUGUGGGUGUGUGGGUGGGUGGGCGAGUGUGGUGGAAAUUUAGAAUCUCGACUGCCAGUAACUUUUCCGUGUCCCAAACAAACUGGUACCAAAUGAGUCGCGGUCCGAGGUGGUGUUGCGUGGACAUAAUGCAAUCGAGGAGAAAGUUAGCAGGUCACCAACUUCACACACACACACACACACACACACACACACACACACACACACACACACA
This is a messenger RNA of Portunus trituberculatus (swimming crab), 2276 nucleotides long. Its product is annotated as zwei Ig domain protein zig-8-like. Lineage: Eukaryota; Metazoa; Arthropoda; Malacostraca; Decapoda; Portunidae. The coding region runs from base 374 to 1366 and encodes 330 amino acids. The transcript is spliced from 6 exons. Gene Ontology annotation, biological process: synapse organization. The record is from RefSeq and is a predicted model, not a curated record. Gene Ontology annotation, cellular component: neuron projection membrane.